Messenger RNA from Biomphalaria glabrata, 3381 nucleotides. Its product is annotated as TNF receptor-associated factor 6-like. Gene Ontology annotation, biological process: tumor necrosis factor-mediated signaling pathway; protein K63-linked ubiquitination; regulation of canonical NF-kappaB signal transduction. Gene Ontology annotation, cellular component: plasma membrane signaling receptor complex. Bases 138 to 1937 code for a protein of 599 amino acids. Gene Ontology annotation, molecular function: ubiquitin-protein transferase activity; tumor necrosis factor receptor binding; zinc ion binding. The transcript has 7 exons. NCBI's taxonomy places the organism in Eukaryota, Metazoa, Mollusca, Gastropoda, Planorbidae. The record is from RefSeq and is a predicted model, not a curated record.
GACAGCAUACACGUCUAGUCUAGAUCUCGAUCAUCUCGAUCUAGUUCUAGAAUAUUUUCUUUUUUUUUCAUCCCCAAAAAAGUAUAACUUCCUGGACAAAUAAAUACCUUAUCAUUAGUAUAAGGUUUAAUCUAAACAUGAACUAUAACAGUAUUGGGCAGCAUUCUUAUCAGAGUGGUUCUGAUAUUUCUUUCACAUCCAAUGACAAUACAUGUUCACAGUCUAUGGAAGGCUAUGACUAUGAGUUUGUACCUCCUGUUGAACAGAGAUAUGAAUGUCCUAUUUGCUUGCUUAUUCUUAGGGAGCCUCGUCAGACCAAGUGUGGGCAUAGAUUUUGUAGAGACUGCAUUAUAAGAUGGUUGAGAGCACCAUGUACACGUUGCCCGGUUGACAAUGAACAACUUGUAGAGAAUGACGUCUUUCCUGACAAUUUUGCUAAAAGAGAAAUUUUAAACUUCAAUAUCAAGUGCCCAAAUAAAAAAGAUGGUUGUGAUGAAAUUGUUACUCUGGGUAAAUUACAGAAUCAUUUAGAUAUAUGUCAGCAUUCUUUAGUGCCCUGCCCUAAUAGAUGUGCCUCCAUAUUGCAUCGAUGUGAUUUACAGGAACACAUGACACAACAUUGUGAGUUUCGAAUAAUAUUCUGUGAAAAAUGUUCAGACAGCAUAAAGGCCAAUGCUGUCGAGAGUCACAGAUUAGUGUGCCCAAAUGUCCUUCAGACUUGCACUUACUGUGGGCAGAGUAAACCAAGAGCUCAGAUGAAAUCCCAUGUGGAGAUUGAUUGCCAACAUGUUCAAAUCAGAUGUAUGUUUAACUCACUUGGAUGUAGAGAUCAAAUGCUGCGCAGUCUGGAAGAUGAGCACUUAAAGUCUCACAGUAUUGAACAUCUGAACCUCCUGUGCCAUGCAGUCAACAAAUUAGUCAACCAUUUUGAAAAUAUCAUCAAUAAACCAAGCAAUGGAGAAGUAGAACUCAGCAGCCGACUCUUAAGAUCAACUUCUACCUCAAGCAAUACUGUUUCUUUCAAGACAAGCAGCAUGUCUCCUUUGGAAGGUCCAUUACUCAACAAUAAUCCAUUCACAGAUCUUUAUUUAACAGACACUAAGAUAGAACACCCAAUGACUCAUGAGGAGAGUUUUCUCUCUGGCGCUUCCAAUAGUCCUAGCACUGGCCCGAGCAGUCACUCCACAUUUCCAAACAGAAAUCCAUUGUUACUUCAAAGAGCUAAUGCCAACUCUGAUAUCUUCCCAUAUGAUAACUCUGCCAUCAAACAAGUGGUACAGAGUUCCUCCUCUGUAAGACUAGUUCAGGAAUUGAAGUCUUCCUUUGAGGAACAAAUGUCUGUACAAAAGCAAAAAAUUGAAGAGCUGACCCAUAAGUUAGCUAGCAUGGAACAGUUAAAUGCUGACUUGGCACUGAAAGUUGGGAAGCUUAAAGGAGAACUAGAAGAGAGUGAAGGCAGGUUUUGCAAUGGAGAUUUCUACUGGAGAAUUCCAGAGUUCAGCCAGUAUCAAAUGAAGGCUAUCUCUGGGGAACCCAGCAUGCUCCAUAGUCCUCCAUUCUAUACUAGUACAUGGGGAUAUAAAAUGUGCAUUCGAGCUAAUUUGGCUAGCAACUUGAAUGAAAAUGCUGGACAUUUUCUCUCUCUGUUUAUUCAUUUUAUGCAAGGUCACAAUGAUCAUUUUAUCACAUGGCCUUUCUCAGGGAAGAUAAUUCUUAGUAUUAUAGACCAAAAUCCAGACCGCAAUUCACAGGUCAACAUUAGUGAAACUUUAAUUGCAAAACCCAAUCUGAUAGCUUUUCAAAAGCCUACUAGUUUUAGAAACCAUAAAGGCUUUGGCUACAUUGAAUUUAUUUCUUUGAUGACACUGAAAACUAAAAACUAUCUAAAGGAUGAUUCAUUGAUAAUUAGAGCUCAAGUGUUUCCUGAAAAUAAUUAACACCUUUAUGAGCAGUGUACCUUAAGUACAGGAGACAAAAAAAAUGUGUUGGGGGGGGGGGGGGGGGUAAGAAUGUUAUGGCCCAUUUGAAUUACUUUGAAGGGAUCCAUUUGGUUCAGUAAAUAUUCAAGUGCCCACAAAGCAUGUCAAAGAAAAAGAAAAUGAAGAUUAGCAAGAACUGAAUAAGAUAGAGACAGUGGAAAUUUGGCAUGUACAUUAUACAUUGCUAAUGAGAUUUUAAAGUGACUUAAAGGACUUCUCUGUAGUGUCUAAUAUGUUAAGUUUCAAAGACAAAAUUAACAGAUGGACAGAAUCUCACAGUUAUUCAGGUGGACUGGCAGGAAGACAUUGAUUAUGAAACAAAUGUUCAACAUGUAGAAAUGAAGAAAAUUUGUUUCUCAGAAUAAUUCUAAUAGGUAGAACCAUUGUAGUUUCAUAGCUUGAUAUAAAAAGAUUGGAAAUUUCUUUUAAAUCUAUUAACAUUUGAAACUGUAUCUUGGUGACAGAUGGAGUACUUUUGCAUAUUUCUGAUGUGUGGCCUAGUGGCAUAAACCAAUGGAUUAUUUUAGACCCAAACCAGUUUUCUGGCUGCUGAGCAGUAAGCUCUUUUGCAGUCUUGCCAAGGAAAAAACAUGAUGUUUUUUUGUACAGGUUAUGUUGCAUUGUUCUUCAACAAAUCACUAUUGAUGACUUGACAAGACUGAGAAUGAUACUGCCAGUUCACUUCUCGCUGCAUUGCUGUAACAAACAAGCACAAAAACAAAAUCUCCUUGCUUACAGAAUGAGAUGUUUUAAGAGCAACAUCAAAUCAUAUAAGGCACAAUGACAACUAAAAGGUUGUUAAUGCCAUGUCAAAGUACCAAAUAUUACACCUGAAUAAAAAAAAAGAAAAACAGGUGCGGUUACAGUACUGUGAAAACAGCUUUUAGAGUAUGCAGUGUAAAAAGACAAAAAAGACUCAACACUACAGCAAAUCUUAAUCAAACCUCUUAGUUGUUGCUAAUAAAACUGUUAUGUCCGUGAUGACAAUGAUCCUACUUUGCCUAAGGCAAAUAUAUGGGAAAAAAAAAAGGGGGGGGGGUGUAGCAGAAUGAAUUCACUUUAAACAAAUUAUUACAGGACUAGAUGUGAAUGUCCAAAAUCUGCUUGUGAACUUUGUCUAUACUGUCCAUCAGUUAUAGCUUUAUCUUUGACUAAACCUGUAUACAUAGUGUAAGAUCAAUUAUUUAUCUUGACUGCAAUAAAUAUUAUAAGUAUUGAUACUGAAAAAGUCUGAUGAUAAAAAUAUUUUUGGACAAUUUUCUUGUUUUAUUUUACAUUAUAUAAAUUAACAUUUAUUGAUUGAUUAAUGGCUGUGUUUUUUUUUUUUUUAAGACACACUAAUACUAAUGUAAGCUACUGUCAUGUCACAAUUGUUGUUUUUGUACAGAAAUAAAAAUAAGUU